AUGACGACCACUCUUACUUCUAGUGCUGCCAGCCAGGCCGGCGAGUCCAAGAAGAGCGACCCUGACGGUAGCGACAUCACCAAGACUGAGGCCACAGAGCCUGAGGACAAGACCGAGGCUGAUCGCCUCACCUCUACUGUCAAGAACAACCUAGAGCGCGUCAAGCAUCGGGAGGGAGAGUUCACGGAGCACCACAAAGAGAACCCCAAGAAGGGCUCUCAUGAUCCCAAGUCCGGCCCUCUUGACCUCCCCAAUGACAACAGCGUCCACGUCUCCGAGCAGGGUCAGAUGCCAAAUUUGACUCACUGCCACCAGUACGAUGACAAUGCGCAGGCAUUUGCGGAGUGGAAGGGCUCGUCCCAGCCAUCCUGCCCAAAGUGGGAUUCGCCUCCAUACAUUCGAGGCGGCCCUUCGAGAACUUCUGGCUCCGACGACAGAAAUAACCCAUUCGACCCGACUGCCAGCACCGAGCGCUCGUGUGGUCAGGGCCCCAAUGUGCCUCCUUACGCCUAG
Messenger RNA from Diaporthe amygdali, 513 nucleotides. RefSeq lists its product as uncharacterized. The transcript is spliced from 3 exons. The coding region runs from base 1 to 513 and encodes 170 amino acids. NCBI's taxonomy places the organism in Eukaryota, Fungi, Ascomycota, Sordariomycetes, Diaporthales, Diaporthaceae. The record is from RefSeq and is a predicted model, not a curated record.